Hippocampus zosterae (dwarf seahorse) is the source of this 2689-nucleotide messenger RNA. It is a transcript of the gene prrg1, whose product is annotated as proline rich Gla (G-carboxyglutamic acid) 1. NCBI's taxonomy places the organism in Eukaryota, Metazoa, Chordata, Actinopteri, Syngnathiformes, Syngnathidae. The transcript has 4 exons. Bases 365 to 979 code for a protein of 204 amino acids. Gene Ontology annotation, cellular component: extracellular region. The record is from RefSeq and is a predicted model, not a curated record. Gene Ontology annotation, molecular function: calcium ion binding.
ACAUAUAUCGGGUUUUGAGUCGCGGGACUAUGUUGUUUUGACGUCCGCUUUCCAAAUCAUCCCCCACGGUUGAUUGGUUGUCAUGUACUGGGCGCUAGCUAGCCUCAUCCCCUCUUUGCGAUGCAAGCUGACGGGCCGAGACCGACAGCAUUUAUGUAACGGCGUUUAGAGAGCCAACCAACCAGCUGCGGUGCAUCUUUUGUUUACUCCCAGUUUGAAAACCAAAGAGCUCGUAGUUGUCUUCGUUUGUGUUGUCGCCUGCUCCUGGUGGCUGUUUUCGUCUUCUGCGAUUCCCCGAAGCCGCCCAUGAACAAGCGUGGACAGCCGCCGCCAUUGAUAACUCGGGGGGAGACUGACAGGAAGCAUGGGGAGUGUGUUCCUGCCGGUGGACGCGGCCCACUCGGUGUUGCGGCGGCUGCCCAGGGCCAACUUCCUCCUGGAGGAGAUGAAGCAGGGCAACAUCCAAAGGGAGUGCCGCGAGGAAAUCUGCACCUACGAGGAGGCCCGCGAGGCUUUUGAAAAUGACGACAAGACGAGGCGCUUCUGGGAGGAAUACGUGCGCGAGAGCAGCCCUUCGGGAGGUUUGGAGUCGGUGGUGGGCGGCGUGCACUCCCUCUACCUGAUCGUGCCGCUGCUGACGGUGGUCUUCAUCGUGGUGGCUGUCGCUGUCAUUGUGUUUUGCUGCCAUUCCCGCAAGCGCUCGCAGCGCAGCCCCGGCCUGGCCCACUCUCACCACGACCACGUGCUGUCGGUGGUCUCCACGGACCACUGGGGGCGGGAUUAUCACCACGACGACCGCUCAGAACUCAGCGCCCACAGCAGCCCCGCGGGGUACCUGGGCGCAGAAGCGGCGUCCGCGCGGGGGAGCGCCGCCGACCGCCCGCCGUCGUACGAGGAGGCGGUGGGCCGCGCCGACGUCCAUGUGGAGACGGAGCCCCCGCCGCAGUACGAGGACAUCAUCAACACCAGCGGGAAGUAAACGGACCGCCGUUUUCGCAAUCCGAUGCAAUCUCUGCCAGCACUCAACAUUUGCACUUACUAACCUUUGGAGAGGAGGACCGAGCAAGUGAAUGCAGCAAAUACCAAAUGCAACAAACAUCUGUGCUGUCACGCUGUAGCAAGGUGAACUUCUCUUUAGGACAAAGUAGGAAAAACUAAAUGGUGAUUGCCACACCGAAGGAUCUUUCUCCAUGCUGUUGUACUCGUGUUUUACUGGAGAUCAGUGCCAAGUCUUUCAUGCUACUUUGCUCGCGCGGCUAGGAAACGACGGAACCGUGUGGCUUCAUCAGCUCGAUAAAGCCGCACUCAUUCAGGAAAGCAACAUCUCCAGCUAACUUGUACUUGCAGCAUCAUGCAUGGAAAGCCAUUUGAGCAUUUGUUCAGCAUCACACUCUUUGUCCAGCAAAGGUCUCUUUGUCCUCGCUAGUUUGAAAAUUUGGUGCACUCGUAACAUCUUUUUCCACUACUGUAUAAAAGUUCUGCACAGUAGUUGGACAUGUUCCUAAGUGAGGUAAAACAUAACUAGUUGACAGCCGCUUGCUGCUAAUACAACUAGCAAAAUUCCAUUCGCUAACAUCUAGUUCUUUUUCAACGAGUUUUUUGUUUUGCUUCACUGGUAACGUAGCUGUCCUACUAGGAUGCAGAAAAGUCAUGCAAAAAUUACGAGUAACAGAUGACUAGUCUCUCUGCAACUGUGUUGAAUAUAUUUACGAUUGAGAACAUGUAGUACACAAGUACGAAGAUAUCCAAUAAAUGCUGAAAUGACUUUCCAUACAUUACAGUCAGUAAUGAAAUUUGUUAUGCAAGGAAUUGGGACAUGAGGAACAGUUUCACACGUCAUAUACGUGUUGCCUCUUAGGUGAAGUUAAAUCGCCUUGCUCUGGUUUGUUGGCUUUUGACGCCACACUCAACUGUGAAAAUCUUCUCUGUGCCCCAAAGCUCCACACGUCGUUUGACAGCGCCUCGUUACACGCGCAGGAAAAUUGGAAACGAGGCAUUUGAGACGGAAGCUUUGGGGAAAACGUUCGCAGGGAAGAUUGUCGUCCAUUGUGGCAUGUGUCAAGUGUAUCUGUGUGUGUGUGUGUGUAUAUAUAUAUAUAUAUAAAUACUGUAUGUAUUGUUGGUGUGAAAGCCAGGUUCCAGUAAAAUUGCCUUUUACUGCAUACGAAUGCGUUAAUAUCCAUGGAACUAUUUUAGCUGAUAACUCAAAGAAGGCACUUGUAUGGAAGCUCACAAUGAGCCCUUUUGACAAAAUGUGUUUGGACUUUGUCAGUUCUAAUGUCAAAGUUAUCAAAUGUUCUUUUUAGUUUCGCAUGGUGUGAUGACAAUGGUCCAUUGAGAGGGAUUUGUACUGAGGCUAAAAUGUCUGCAUGAAUUUCACAUUUCAAAACGGCUUCAACCACAGGCGUCAAACUUGACGCUCAGUUUAUGUGGCCCACAACAGAUAAUCUUCUCGAGUUCCUGUUUCUUGCUAAAUGGAUUUGUGCUUUCCAUUUUGGCAUAAAAUAUGUAUUCAUGUGAAGUGGUUUUCGAAGCAUUUAUUUUCACCAAAUUUCCCCUCCUUCAAAUUGAACAAUCGUUUACUAAAAUAUUUGCUUGACUUCUGAUUACAAAAUCAAUUUGUUUUAAAAUAUGCCGACUUGAAUGAUAAUGAUUAAACGCAGUUUUACACCCCUGACUGAAAGCUAGA